AUGGAGACAAACAGAGCCAACAUGACGCAGACGGGCAUCUUCGAAGACUUGCAACGCAAGAUCGAUGAGGACACUGCUGUCAAAGACCAACUCCGCGACAUUGUCCAAUCGAUCGAGAAGCACGACCGUACAACUCAGUCCAUCCUCUCCCGUUCACACUCCACACCAUCAAGCGAACUGCAACCAGUGAUUCAAGCAGCCGAAGCCAAUAUCCAGCAGGAGGUUAAAGCCAUUGGCCAGCUCUCUGAAGUGGCAUCGAAGUAUCCUUACUACAAGUUCAACUAUGCUUGGAGUCGGCAGAUGCAGGAUGCGUGCUUCUCGAUCCUGCUCUGUGGCUACCUGGGCGGUCUCGGCAAGGGCCAGACCAACGAUCCGCUGUUUAAGAUCGAGCAGGUUGGGGAGAUCAUGGCUGUUCCUGUCAACCUCAAGGAUCGCGAUGCCUUUCACCUGACUAUCGAAGAGUACCUGCUCGCUCUUGUCUCGCUUAUUGAAGAACUGGCACGCCUCGCCCGCAACUCCGUCACCCUGGGAGACUACCGCCGACCGCUGGAGAUAAGUCGCUUUAUCAAAGACGUUCACGCUGGCUUCCAGAUCCUGAACCUGAAGAACGACACUCUACGGAAGCGCAGCGAUGGCAUCAAGUACCGGGUCAAGGACGUUGAGGAUGUGGUCUACGAUUUGAGCUUGAGAGGGCUGUUGCCGAAGGAAUGA
This is a messenger RNA of Saxophila tyrrhenica, 711 nucleotides long. RefSeq names its product Translin-1 (gene tsn1). The record is from RefSeq and is a predicted model, not a curated record. Gene Ontology annotation, molecular function: single-stranded DNA binding; sequence-specific DNA binding; RNA binding. Gene Ontology annotation, cellular component: cytoplasm; nucleus. The coding region runs from base 1 to 711 and encodes 236 amino acids. Gene Ontology annotation, biological process: RNA metabolic process. Lineage: Eukaryota; Fungi; Ascomycota; Dothideomycetes; Mycosphaerellales; Extremaceae. The transcript is spliced from 6 exons.